CGCCAGGCGAGAGCGACGGUCCCGACGCGCAGUUCCGCCCCGACCGACGAAGCGCCGACUCUCCGCCUCCGCGCCCGGGGCCUCUCCCAGCGGCGUCGGCCACGCUGCACACUGUGUUGACCGCUGCGGCACCUGCGGCAGCGCCCGAUGGUCAGGCGGCGGUGGCGGCCGCGGAACGUUGCGUCAUCGCUGCUCAGAGUGAGUGUGAGGUGUUGUGCGGCGCCGAGGCGUGAGGCGUGAGGAGCCGCCGGGGAUUCUGGCCGCGACACGUGCUGCGGCGGCGAGACGGCUCAUGGUGGGCGUGAUGGGGCGCGCGGGCGUGAUCGUGGUGGUGCUGGCGGCGGCGCUGGCCGGGGGCGCCGUGGUCUUCGCCGCCCCGGAGCUCCUGCAGCAGGCGCAGCAGGAUGCGUCUGCCGCCGGUGAGACAGCGGGCAGAGAGCAGCGACUGUCGCCUCCCGAAGGCGACGCCCACGAGCUACGGACGUCCCAGGUCGUGGAGGACGACGAGGAGGACGACGCCCUGGACGCCCGCACGGCCAGGUGGGCGGGCGCGGCGUACGACUUCCUGCAGGCGAUGUCGUGCAAGGGCUCGUCGUGGACGACCGAGGAGGCGUGCCUCGACGCCCAGCGCAUUCCGCGGAGGUCCAUGCGGGUGUGGGCGGCGCGGGCGGGCCGGCGCUACGUGGCCCGCCUCCCCGACGGAGCCCUGCAGAGGUCUGGGGUCCACGACGGGGUCCUCCUGCUGGACCCGUUCCCGGCCGCGUCGUGGGGCCACCUCGCGCUCGUGCUCUUCGUGGCCGCCAACACGACGCAGGGCCUGUGCGGCGACAAGAACGGCUUCUGGCUAGAACCCGGGGACUGCCUGACGGUGGCGCUGAAGGAACGAUGUCAGAACCUCCUCGACCGCCGCGGCCGCCGUCGGAACUACUCCCGCCGCUGCGAAAUCAACUUCCCGCCCUUGGUCGUGACGGAGGAAGACGCCCGCACGCCCUUCCGCCUGCACGCCUUCACCCACGCCCACGGACAUGGCCCCAUCCGCAGCGAGGCUCUCAAGCAACGCCUCAAGUGCCGCAGUGACGCCCAAGGAUACGCCCCCUGUCCGCGCCUUCGUCCGCUCAACGACACGGAGCACCUCGUCUGCGACCCGCUCGGUGUGAACUCAAAAAGGUGUUCCCCGACGCACGAAACUGUCCACACACGCUGUCGUCUUUUCGAGGUGUGUGACCAAGCUGUCGUUCUCUCCGGAGGCUGGAGUCGUGACCUUUCGCCUGAGGUCACGAGAGACAACGUCAAAUUGGCCUAUAACAUGUUGCGCCAUAAUGGAUUCCACAAAGGCAAUAUCAAGAUUUUCUACGCCAACGGAGCCAAGAAAGAUGCAGAUCCUGACCUCCGCCACGCCAUCUAUCCGUCCUCCAUGAAACUAGGCGUCCGCUACCACCUGCGUUCCCUCUGCGCCACGCCCCUCUGCACCGACUCCCUUGUGCUGUACCUAGCCGGCCCUACGCUCAACGACGGCACGCUCCUACUGUGGGACCAGGACAGGAACGGACUGCUGCGAGGCGGGGAGGUGUACACCCCGAGGGAACUCCUGCGUGACCUGGAGAACUGCGCCGCCCGCCAGGUCACGCUCCUCGUCGACACGUCCUACGCGGGGGAGAUCGUGAAGGCUUUCGCGCACUCCAAGAAACACAAGAAUGUCCAGGUUUACGCCGCGGGGGGGUCCGAUGACUACUCCUGGGGCACGGAGUUCACCAGACACUGGACUCACUACUCCCACACGCACUCCUGCACUCGCCAGGUCCAUGAGACAUCCCUGAGCGCCGUCCACCUCUCCACGCCCGCCUCCUUCGACGGCUCCAGCGGCGAGCUCCGGAAAACCAUCUUCGGGGCGCCGUGUGACGUCUCGCCGCCCUUCUCCUGGCGGGAACUCCACCACAGUUACUUCGGCUGCCAGAACACGCCCACUGCGAUCUGGCUUCGUGCUGGGGCUUCGAACUACUCGCCGCCGGAUCUUCGGGAUAUCAUCGACGAGUUCUUCCCGCCUCAGAUGGGGGAGACGUCGGCCAGCGAGCAGUGAGGGAG
Penaeus indicus is the source of this 2082-nucleotide messenger RNA. RefSeq lists its product as uncharacterized. NCBI's taxonomy places the organism in Eukaryota, Metazoa, Arthropoda, Malacostraca, Decapoda, Penaeidae. The record is from RefSeq and is a predicted model, not a curated record. The transcript is spliced from 7 exons. The coding region runs from base 293 to 2077 and encodes 594 amino acids.